AGAUCCGCCAACGCAAAAUCAUUUACCUGUGUUGUGUACGCUUCCGGCAUUGUACAGGUGAAAAUGAAAGUAAUAUGCACAGGUAGAUUAUCAGUUAUGAUGAGGAAACAUGGAAAUCACUGAUACCCCCAUCAAAUGCAUUGUGUGGCCAAUUUUCUAGACCAGCAGCCAAAUCGGAAUUUUAGCAGGACUAUUUCAGAAAUCUGGACAGAAAGUGAUCACAUGCUGCUAUUAUCAAAAUCGGCUGGGAUUAUGAUUGAACCCAGUUAGUAAUUUCUGUCUGGAAAUUUGACAACAUGGAAAUGCGGUGUUGUCCUCGCUCCUCUGUGACUCAAUGCGGUCUGUGAGGGAAUCACCCAUCAUUAGGCCUCAAUAUGAAGAGGGGAGUAAUAAAACUGUGUUGGGAAUUAGUAUUCCUGCUUCAAACAGUGAUCUCCUCAGUGUUUGCAGCAAAGAUUUCUUCCUACCAUGUAGACCAUGGUUUGGUGUACGAGAUAAUGGUCCACCCUGAUAAUGGGGACGUGUUUCUGGGAGCCAAGAACGGCCUCAUUCAUCUCAAUUCAGAACUCCGUCUUCAGGGACAUGUGUCGAUGGGUCCGUACUCUGACAGCCCCCAGUGUUCUCCCGACCCCACCACCAUCUGUAGAGAGGGGAGGGUCCCCACGGAUAAUCAAAUCUGUAUACUGGAGUAUGAUCGAAAGAGUGGUUCUAUGCUAGUGUGUGGCUCUGUCCAUCAGGGCAAAUGUGAAUUCCGAUCCACCACAGACAUCAGUCAGGUUAUAGAAUUGAAAAAUGACAAAAUUAACUUUGUAGGCAGCAUCAACAAGAGACACGUGUUUGCAUUUUUCGGUGGUAGAGCUGUAAGUGAGGGAUUCAAUCUUCUGUAUGUUGCCAUGGGUGAUGAUGGGAGGCCUCCCACAUUCCGCCCAGCUGCCAUCUCUACUCGUAAAUUUCAUAUUAAGGACAAAUCCUUUCAGUAUUUGACCAAUAAUAUAAUGUAUAAAACUUAUGUGGAUGUACAUCCGGAUCUUGUCGGCUCAUUUAAAGCAUACUACAUUCAUGGUUUUGAGUAUGAAAAUCACACCUAUUUCAUCUCAGUGCAAAUGGAUGAUGCUCUGGCAACUGCUCCCAAAUUUUUGACAAAGAUAGUGCGGAUAUGUCAGAACGACCAAACAUAUGCUUCCUAUACGGAGCUGCCCAUUCAGUGUAUGUCCAAUUCAGUAGUGUAUAACAUUGCCAUUGGGGCGUAUUAUCACUCAGUCCCAGCCAGGGAUACAUCUACAGGUCUGGCGGUGACCUUUGGAAGAACGGAUCAGGGAUCAGAAGCUGACCCCUCUCUGGGGUCAGUUCUAUGCUUCUAUGAUGUGAUAGAUAUUGUGAAGAAAUUUGAAGAUGUACAGGAUAAGUGUUUCCUGGAAGGUAUCGGAAGUGAAGUCACAUGGUUGGUGGGGAAAUCUCUGAAAGAAGUCCGGAAUUGUGAGACAGAUACAAAUUACACACCACAUUCUUUUUGUGGACUGAUGAGUAACAUUGGGAUUCAGGAGAGUGCCAUAAGUCAAAACGGGGACCAGUUUAAACUGAGUAAAACUGCUGUGCAUACCACGUCUGAUGCCCUGUUGACAUCAGUUGCUUUGACAAAUCAAAACAGAGAUAGAGUAGCCAUUCUGGGCUCUAAUACUGGGCACGUUUCAAAGAUCUGGUUUGAAAGUGAGACAAGGGUCCAUUAUCUGACAAGCUGGAAUGUAACUGACAAACCUCUAUCUACCCAGACAGAAGUCAGCCGUGACAAUAGGCAUGUCUUCCUCAUAGCUGACCAAACUCUGUAUAGGUUCCCCCUGUAUACCUGUGAUGGGUAUAGUACCUGUGAGGCCUGUGUGAUGAGUCGGGACCCCGCAGGGUGUGGCUGGUGUGGGGACCACUGCUCCCUAUACACAGAGUGCCUCAACCCCCCAGUGCAGUGGCAGAAUGACACCUGCCCACCUGUCAUCUCACAGAUGUCUCCCAUGGUUGGACCAACUAAAGGACAAACUAAGUUGACUCUCAAAGGAAUAAACUUUGGUUCUGCAAGCGCCAUGGUCAAAGUUUCAAUAAAUGGCAGUGAAUGCAAUAUAGAAAGCAGAGAUACGGAUGUGUUGCAGUGUAGGACUCCCGCCUCUAAAACCUCUGGCCUAGUGCCAGUGUUACUGGAGGUAAAGGAUGGAAACACGGCCGAGUAUAAAAUAUCUGGGACAUCCGCAGGACAUCAGUUUCAUUAUAAGGUUCCAACUGUGGAAGGAAUAUUCCCACCCAUUGGACCAGUGUCUGGGGGUACAGAAUUAUUGAUCAAGGGAAAGAACCUGGACAUUGGUUCAAAUCUGGCCGUGUUUGUUGGAGUGACACAAUGCAGUGUUCAGAGAAAAAACAGUACAGCUAUUUUGUGCCUCACUGGGAAAAUGGCUACCUCAGAGAUCCGUUAUGAAAUCUCUGAUUUGAAGGCUACGUAUCCAUCCCUAGUUACAGCGGCCUACGUCAGAGUUCAAAUCGACAGCAGUAACACUUCCAGCACACAGAUGUUUGCCUAUGUCAAUGAUUCUACAAUCACCAGCAUACAACCCAAAACUUCCAUUGUCAGUGGGGGUCUUGAAAUUUUGGUUAAAGGAACCAAUCUGAAUGUUGUGCAGCAACCACAGAUUGCAGCUACAGUCAAGGGGAAAAACUCUCAAUUUCAGACUUGCACGUCUUCUGCUGAUGGCACCAUGAUGACCUGCUCCACUCCCAGUAUCAAGAACCUGUUGUCUGGACCGGUAGAUCCCAACUUACCCGAGAUAGCCUCUGUUUGGUUCAAAAUGGAUGACAUCAGAGAACUCAGAGAGCUUGAUAAAUUCCACUACGCCCUCAGUCGAUUCACCUACUACCCAGACCCAACCUUUGAGAAGUUUGACUCUGUUCGGCUCUUUGAUAUAUCAGAGGAUGUUCUCAUUCUCAAGGGUGAACAUAUUGACAAAGGGAUAGCCCCUAAAGAUGCCAUUGUCACCAUUGGCAAAAGUAUGUGUAAGGUGUAUCUCCUGAAGAGCAAGAUGUUGUACUGUAAACCUCAGAACAAGCCCACAGAGACUGAUGAGAAGACCGACUAUACAGUACAGGUCAAAGUGGGCCAGUAUUUACAGUUUACCGUUGGGAGACUGCAGUAUGUGGGGGGUCCCUCCAGCGGUCCACCGACUCUUAUCAUUGUUAUCUCCAUAGUCCUUGUCAUUGUCUUCAUCCUCAUCAUCGUACUUAUCAUUGUGAUGAAGAAGAGGAAGCUGGGUGUGUUCAGGAAGAAAGGUUAUGCUGCUGGAUACGCCAAUGGUCAGGGCCAGGUGAGGUUCAGCGGACUCAACCCGGACGGAACGACCUUUGAUUUUGAAAGCAGAGAGAACAGAGCAAACUAUUAUCAAGAGCGUCAUGCAUCGGAGAGUCGUGAGGAUGGAGCCGCUGGUCUAUCGGAGACAGAUGGACCCACGGUAGUACUGGAUGAGUCAACACUGCUGGUGCUACGUGACAAGAAACUGCUGAUAGAACACGACUGGCUGACCAUGGGUGAAAUCCUGGGCAGAGGGCACUUUGGCUGUGUGUACAAAGGAUAUAUAACAUAUCCAGAAUCCAAAACAGAACUCAUGGUGGCAGUCAAGACUCUGCAUCAGAACAGUCCUAGAGAGAUAGAUAUAUCUCAGUUCAUUGACGAGGCCAUGAGGAUGAAGGACUUCCAUCAUCCUAAUGUACUGACCCUCAUAGGGAUCUGUUUCAACUACGACGCCAUGCCCUUGGUCAUCCUUCCCUACAUGGAGCAUGGAGAUCUACUGACCUACAUCAGGAAUGAGCAUGAAAAUCCCACAAUUAAGGACCUCAUCUUGUUUGCCGUCGACAUUGCCAAGGGAAUGGAAUACCUAUCUCUGCUGAAGGUGGUUCACCGAGACUUAGCAUGCAGAAACUGCAUGCUGAAUGAGAACUACCGAGCCAUUGUGGCCGAUUUUGGCCUAUCUCGAGACAUUUAUGAGCGAGAUUACUACAGCAGUGACAACAAGAAGAGUAAGCUCCCAGUGAAAUGGAUGGCUCCAGAGAGUCUGGAGAAGGGAACCUACAGCUCCAAGUCUGAUGUGUGGUCCUUUGGGGUGGUGCUGUGGGAACUGAUGACCCGGGGAGUCAAUCCUUACCCAGAGGUCGACAACUGGGAUGUCCUAAGGUACAUCAAAAAGAACAGACGGAUGCCCCAGCCACCAUUCUGUCCAGACCCGCUGUAUACAGUGAUGAGGAACUGCUGGGAGUUUAACCCCACGGACAGGCCACAGUUCAGUGACCUGGUGAAGACCAUCAUGGAGAUGUUGUCUGUGUUGGAGCACAAGAUGAAACAGGGCCAGCAUAGGUCCAAUAUACAAAGUACUUAUGUCAACGUCGACAAAUGUACCGAUUAUCACUAUGGUAACCUAGAGGACGACGAUGAAAAGGCACCCCUAGCCAGUCCCUUACAGACAGAUCUCUGACCCCCUCCCCUCCCCUCCCCUCCUCCUCUCCCUCCCCCUCUAAGUAUUCGAUUCUCCAAGUGCAGUCCGUCAUUGUUCUACAACUUGUUACACUUGUAUUUGAAAUCACUUGGAUUCAGAAAUUGGUGGGUAGAAUUGGCAAAGUAACAAAUGGCGUUUAUGGAUUUUAUGUUAACUUUAUUUCUAAGUCGUUGUGUGAUAAGAAACGUUUAAUGGAAUUUUACGUUGCACUUUUGUGGUUGAUUAGAGAUUCUUAAAAGUCAAAUUAAGGACAUUUUGAUAGAGAUUAGAAUAUCUUGCCAUAUGAUUUUUUGGUAUUCAACUUGUAUUUUUUUUGUAUGAAGAAAAAAUCCAUUAAAAGGCAUCUUCUAAUUUUAUAUUAAUUUUGUUUAGUGCAGUUAUUGAUGGUCUGUUGAGUCACCAGUUUACACUUACUUUGACGAGGUCACCAGCUUUAGGGUUAAUUUUGCUAGAGGUACUUUCAGCGAUGCCACCAGUUUAAAUGAGCAUAUGCAAAAUUUCAGUGAUAUUACAGCAAAUUGUCUGCCAUUUUGGUGAGCUAGAUGGCUGGAGCACCAGAUUACUGCAAGUGCUGACGCCUUAUGCAAUUAAAUGACUCUUCAUGAUGUGUAGCCGUCCAAUGGUUGAAAUAUAAUUAUAUGAAGAGAAAAUCCUAGCUUUCUUGUUCUUGUGCCAUUGUUAGCUUUAAUUUAGGGAUUGGACUAUGAAUCAAGACCAACUUUUGUUUGCAAUGAGUAUGUUGUUAUGAUGAUAAAACCCCACAUGCAGUGCUGAAAAAAUUUUUAACCAUGACAGUUUAGUUGUUACUUCAAUGUUGCUGUUUCAUUUGAACCUUUAGGUAGUUGUUAUACAUAAGUAAAUAAAUGUAUAAUUCAUUGUUUAAUAAUAAUUACACUUUACAUUAAAUCAUUGGCAUUUUGAGUACAAGCUAGAUAAAGAGUGGAAUAUUAUUUAUAGUGACUGCUUGGAACCAUGAAUGUUAAGGACUUGUUUUGUUUUACAACCACAAUGAAAUAUUAUCAAUUCAAAAUGCCAUAUUUACAGGAAACCUGGAGAAGUCAUUGCUACUUUUUAUUUUUUUAGAAUAGAGUUCCAUUUUGUUGAAAAGUUUGUGUUUUUAUACUACAGCAAUUUUCCUCUACAAAUAGAGCAUAAUUAUAUUCAGAGUUUAUGUUUCACACUGAAUUUGUGGUAUUGAAUGUCACAUUUUUAUAGUACAAAGUAUUUUUAUACAGCACAUAAAUGUCAAGAAGUAAAAUCUUGAUGGCAUUUUAAAUAUAUUUGGAAAAAUUACUGUUUUUAGAGGUGUAUGUCUUUUUUUAACGAAAAAAAAAACAAGACAUGUUUUUGAAAUGAAAAAAAGAGAUUUCAUAAUAUGUGAUUUAAAGAACUGGUGAUUCUAGUAAUAAUUCAGUGGAAGUAUGUAUAUUUGUUCUUGUUUUAGGAAAUAUUGAGCUUCAAUGUAUCAAAUGGCAAUUACGAAGAUUUUUUUCUUUUGUUUAAUCUAGCACCAAAGACAAUUUAUUCAGUGUAUGUUAUGCUUUCUGUACUAUUUGCAUGGAAACCUGAUGUUUUUUGUAUUGAAAGAGUGAGUGAAUGUUUCAUUCUGCAGCAUCACAGCAAACAACAUAUUUUAUAAACAAACAGUGUAUAUUUAUUUCAUAGGCGAGAGAAGAAAGACAUUCCAUUUAUAUAGCAAUCCAAUAUUUUGAUGGAAUAAAGUAUACUUUUACCCCUAGA
Magallana angulata is the source of this 6260-nucleotide messenger RNA. RefSeq names its product hepatocyte growth factor receptor-like. The record is from RefSeq and is a predicted model, not a curated record. Bases 375 to 4499 code for a protein of 1374 amino acids. The transcript has 21 exons. Gene Ontology annotation, biological process: protein phosphorylation; cell surface receptor protein tyrosine kinase signaling pathway; multicellular organism development. Gene Ontology annotation, molecular function: protein binding; transmembrane receptor protein tyrosine kinase activity; ATP binding. Gene Ontology annotation, cellular component: signaling receptor complex. NCBI's taxonomy places the organism in Eukaryota, Metazoa, Mollusca, Bivalvia, Ostreida, Ostreidae.